Molecule: messenger RNA, 861 nt
Organism: Melampsora larici-populina 98AG31
Lineage: Eukaryota; Fungi; Basidiomycota; Pucciniomycetes; Pucciniales; Melampsoraceae
Exons: 9
Coding region: 1-861 (286 amino acids)
Source: RefSeq, a predicted model, not a curated record
AUGAACUUUUGGAUCAAUCGGGUUUUGAUCUGUGUAACUAUCCAAAUUCUCAUUGCAGAUAAACUUUUCACUCAAAGUCUCCCCAACACGCAAGAUGACCUUCAGUUCCCCAAUGUAAAAGGUGGUGCUGCAGGUGAACUUGAAUACAAAAGAUGUAUUGGAAAAGAUUGCAAUCAUCUCAUUAACCGUAGAUAUAAUCCGAUUAAAAAACGACAAUGUACAAAUCAAUCUCCUCCAACUUGGGGUCUCGCCGCUUGGAUUCCGACUCUAUUUCGCCCUCCUGCUGGUCUUGGUGACUCAUGCUCUCCGAAAGAUAAUACUAGUAUGCAGAAGAUAGAUAGUCUCGCCAUGGUCAACCCCCAAACGAAAGCACCGGCCGCUUCAGGUAGUGUAAAAGACGAAUCAAAGGCAGACCAAAAGCGAUGGUUGGAUGCUCAUAAUAAAGUCAGAGCAAGUUAUAAAGCUCCACCUUUGGUUUGGAACAAUCAAAUCACACCUGCAGCAAAAUCAGAAGUUUCAGCUUGUAUGUAUGAUCACUCUAGUGGACCUUAUGGAGAGAAUCUUGCAGCUGGUGAACCUAAUAUUGAAAAAGUUGUAUCAGAUUGGGUAAAUGGACCAGAAGAAAACUUGGCUUAUAAUCCUUCAAAUCCUAUGUAUUCACAUUUCACUCAAGUGAUUUGGGUAUCAACUAAAUCUCUUUCAUGUGCAAGAAAAUUAUGUUCACCUUUAAUAGAUCCAGAAUCACCUGGUCCACCUGACCCUAUUGUUUUUUGGGCAUGUGAAUAUUUCCCGCCGGGAAAUGUGAUUGGACAAUUUGAUCAAAAUGUUAAAGCUGGACCUGGUGGCGUGCCUCUCAAGUGA